CCCCCCCAUCCCCACGGCGCGCGGGCGGCCGUUGGCCGUGAGGCGGCGGCGGUUGUCCGUGAGGCGCCCGGCCGGCCGGCCGUUACCCGUGAGGCGAUGCUGAGCCUGCUGGAGGUCGGCGGCUCGCUGCUGGAGCGGGUGGCCGUCGGCAACCCCUUGUCCCUGGCGCUGGCCGCCUCCGCCUUCGCCCUCAGCCUGGGCUACCUGCUGCAGCUGGGCUACCGGCGGCACGUCGGCUCCGAGCAGCGGAAAUACCCACCAUAUAUUUCGUCAAGCAUCCCUUUCCUUGGGCAUGCGAUAGCAUUUGGAAAAAGUCCCAUUGAGUUUCUGGAAAACGCUUAUGACAAGUAUGGACCUGUGUUCAGUUUCACGAUGGUUGGCAAGACAUUUACAUAUUUACUGGGUAGCGAUGCAGCUGCACUGCUCUUCAAUAGCAAAAAUGAAGACCUGAAUGCAGAGGAUGUAUACUCUCGGUUGACAACACCUGUUUUUGGAAAGGGAGUUGCUUAUGACGUCCCUAAUGCGGUAUUUCUGGAACAGAAGAAGAUGCUCAAAACUGGGCUAAAUAUUGCCCAGUUUAAGCAGCAUGUAUCUGUGAUCGAAGAAGAAACAAGGGAGUAUUUCAAAGCAUGGGGAGAGAGUGGAGAAAAAAAUCUGUUUGAAGCCCUUUCAGAACUUAUCAUUUUGACAGCAAGUCAUUGCUUACAUGGCAAGGAAAUCAGAAGCUUGCUGAACGAGAAGGUGGCGCAGCUGUACGCCGAUUUGGAUGGAGGCUUCACGCAUGCUGCCUGGCUGCUGCCCGGCUGGCUGCCUCUGCCGAGCUUCAGACGUCGAGAUCGAGCGCACAAAGAAAUAAAGAAUAUUUUCUAUAAGGUUAUCCAGAAACGUCGCAAUUCUGAGGAAAAGGAGGAUGACAUGCUCCAAACUCUACUGGAUGCUUCAUACAAGGAUGGCCGCCCGCUGACAGAUGAUGAGAUAGCUGGGAUGCUCAUUGGGUUGCUCCUGGCAGGGCAGCACACAUCCUCCACCACCAGUGCCUGGCUUGGCUUCUUCAUAGCCAGAGACAAAUCGAUACAGGAGCAGUGCUAUGCAGAACAGAAAGCGGUUUGUGGAGAUGACUUGCCACCAUUAACUUAUGACCAGCUCAAAGAUCUCUCUUUGCUGGAUCGCUGUCUGAAAGAAACUCUAAGGCUCAGACCUCCUAUAAUGACCAUGAUGAGGAUGGCCAAAACUCCCCAGACUGUUGCUGGCUACAGUAUUCCCCCCGGCCACCAGGUCUGUGUAUCUCCCACUGUCAACCACCGUCUGAGGGACUCGUGGAAAGACGCGCUGGACUUCAAGCCUGACCGCUACCUUCAGGAUAACCCAGCAGCAGGGGAGAAGUUUGCAUACGUUCCCUUUGGCGCUGGCCGUCAUCGCUGUAUCGGAGAAAACUUUGCUUAUGUCCAGAUUAAGACGAUUUGGUCUACGUUGCUUCGUUUGUAUGAAUUUGACCUCAUCAAUGACUAUUUCCCAACUAUCAAUUACACAACAAUGAUACAUACACCCAAUAACCCCAUUAUCAGGUAUAAGAGGAGGUCAUUGUAAAGCCUGGAGCUGAACCGUAAGUUGUGUAAACUAACAGACUUGUGAAUAAAAUUGUAACAAAUUGAAGGCAAAUGGAAACUGUUCCCUCUACUGUAGGAGAGAAACAGUAAUCUGCCACCUGCAGUGCCUCUACAACGGUUUCAUUUGUUUCCCCAAGUUAAUGCUGCUGUGUAUAACUGCUCUACCACCUUCUUGCUGCAUUUUUUGAAAGAGAAACUGUCUUCUGUGUGUGCAUGCAACCCCUUUAAGGUGAAGAAAUGAGUUACUUCUACCAACCGAAUUCUUUGCUUUUGAAAAAUAAUGGAAAAUUUUUACCCAGAUACUGAGGAGUAAAACUAUGUACCGUGCCCUGCGUCCAAUUACUGUGACUAGCGGGUACAAGGUACCAAGGGGGCAGGCACUUGCUUCGUGCCCUACUGCAAACAGAAUCACGUCUAAGCCUGCCUGGGGACUUGGCUGAUUGGUGAAAGUGCCCACGUAAUUAUUAAAAAAAAAAAAGUGAUUAGACAGCUGAGUGGUAGGCAGACUACAGACACGUUGGUAGAAAAGUCUUCUGUAAAUCAACACGUUAAGUUAAAUGUCUAACUUGAACUGGGUGUAAAAGGUUUGGAAAGCAACAACUAAUUUGCUUAAAAAAAAUAAUUGAGAUAAUCAUCUCUGAAAGCAUGAUGUAAAUAUGAAAGUAACAAUAGGCUGGCCACCUUCCCUUUGUAAAUAACAUGAUCAUGUGUAAAAGGGCCAUUAAUUAAGUUAAAUGUCUGACUGUUUCCCUUUGUACUGCAUUAUGCAGGAUUCUUACAGGGUGUUUGGUUCAUGAGUGGUGAUAAAUGGUCAUACGCUCCGGCUCAGGAGUUUUGAAUUAAAUUUAUAAA
This is a messenger RNA of Oxyura jamaicensis (ruddy duck), 2459 nucleotides long. RefSeq names its product lanosterol 14-alpha demethylase. The transcript has 10 exons. Lineage: Eukaryota; Metazoa; Chordata; Aves; Anseriformes; Anatidae. Gene Ontology annotation, molecular function: monooxygenase activity; heme binding; oxidoreductase activity, acting on paired donors, with incorporation or reduction of molecular oxygen. The record is from RefSeq and is a predicted model, not a curated record. Bases 97 to 1587 code for a protein of 496 amino acids.